ACAAAAAAAUACAAAUAUUAAUAAAUGUUGUGGUUGAGGUUACUGAAAUCCUGCAGUCUAUAAGAUAUUACCAGAUUAGCGGGGUUUUUACUCAAGGGGGCUUUCGAAAAACACAACUUUUAGACCUAGCGGUAAAGGUACUCUGCUUCCUUCCAGAGCUCCUGAUGAUGGCUAAACAUAGCCGAAAUCUUGAAAGUAAACAGUGUUGACUCAGGAGAAAAUGCGAAAAGCGCGCAACAACCCAGUUGAUCAAUUUUAAUAAAAUAACGCAAAAAAGCUAACAAAAUGUAACUGAAAACUAAUGGAAAGAAAUGUUUUGUUGUUACGCCUAUGCAUGUCGUCGCGACGCGGGUCGAGGGGUUAGCCAAUGGUCACUGUAAACAGUUUGGUAUUAAAGAGCGCCGCGACGGCCGCAUUGUGGUUUAGAUCGGCGUCCAGGGAGAAAAACGUGUAUUUUUUCCGGUAUCCGGUCGAUGUCAAACAGUUCAAAUGCCGCAAGGUGAAAACGAUUUGUCGAUAAAUUGACCGGUGCUUUCGGAUGUGAAUAUUAAAGCAAAGACAUGAUCCUUUUACAACUACAAAAUCUAUAGCAAAAUGGGGGAAAACGUUAGAGUAAUCGUACGAUGUCGGCCAGCCAACAAAAGAGAAACAGACGCCAAUUGCAAGUGCGUAGUCAAAAUACAAAAUCCCAUAGUAGAAAUAUGGGACCCAGGAGAAGGCCCAGCGUUCCCAAAAACAUUCACUUUCGACUCGACUUACGAUCAAAACUCCAAUACUGAAGUGAUUUAUAACGACAUUUGCUACCCACUAGUUGAGAGUGUCUUGGAAGGUUACAAUGCCACAAUUUUCGUCUAUGGACAAACAGGGUGCGGAAAAUCCUUCACAAUGGAAGGAAUUAAGGGCUCGGAUGGCAGCCAAAAAGGAGUGAUUUCCAGGGCUUUCGAACAUGCAUUUGAAGCCAUUGCAGUUACCAGUGGAGUGAAAUAUCUAGCUUUAAUUAGCUAUUUGGAAAUUUACAAUGAACAAAUUAGAGAUUUAUUAGUGCCAAAUGAUAAAAUGGCUAGCAGCAAUGCGCUUAGUCUUAAAGAAACACCUACCGAAGGAGUGACAGUGCCAGGCUUAACUCUUCACCCAGUACACAACGCUCAAGAGGCCGAACACUACUUGAAUAUGGGCUCGAAAAAUCGAAUGAUUGGAGCGACGCUCAUGAACCAAAACAGCUCAAGAAGUCACAGCAUUUUUACCAUUAGCAUAGAACAACUAAGUAACGUGAACAACAAUCAGAGCAUAAGAAAAGGGAAACUAAAUCUGGUCGAUUUGGCUGGAUCAGAACGACAAACGAAAACAGGAGCUACAGGCGACCGACUGAAAGAAGCCACCAAAAUUAAUUUGUCUCUGAGCGCCCUUGGCAAUGUUAUUUCCGCUUUAGUUGAUGGAAAAGCAAAACAUAUUCCUUACAGGGACUCGAAACUAACGCGACUAUUGCAGGAUUCAUUGGGUGGCAACACCAAAACCCUAAUGAUAGCAUGCAUCAGCGCAGCAGAUCGAGACUACAUGGAAACUUUGUCCACUCUUCGUUACGCAAACCGCGCUAAAAACAUCAGCAACAAACCCAAAGUCAACGAGGACCCCAAAGACACAAUUUUGCGCCAGUAUCAAGAAGAAAUCGAAAGGCUAAAGCUGCUGCUAACAACUCAACAAGAGCCGGAUGGUUUGCGAGUUGUGGACUUAACUGACUGCGUAGAACUAGGGGAUGGAAUGGGGAAGAAGCCGUCCUCCCGUGUAAUGGAACUAGACGCCAAACGGGACAAACUGCUAAGUGAAUAUCAGAUGGAGAUGGAAAAAUUACGGAACUUGCACGAAAGCGAAAAACACGAAAAGGAAAGCGUCCUACGACAAAUUCAAACCAUCAAAACCGAGUAUGAGGACAAUAUUAGGCGACUAAAUGACGAAAUAAAGGAUAACAAGAAGAAGGAAGUGAGCUCAAACGAUGAGGUAAUGAAGCGCAUAGAGACACUGAAAAAAGCUCUAAUUGGAGGCGAGAAAGCCAACGACAAAGAACUCUCGGAGCGGCGACUAAAGAAAAAAAUCGCUGCAGAAAAACGAGCCAAUUUGAUUGCCCAUUUGCUGGCCAAAAUCGACAUGGACGAGGACAGGGAACUUCUGCAGAACCAAUACAAGGACAUCAGUCACGAAUUGGAGCUGAAAUCAGACAUUCUGCGAAAAUACAGAUACAAAGUGAAAAUGCUUGAAAAAGAGAUCGAAGACAUCCAGAGCGAGUUCCAAAGAGAGCGAGAUGACUACUUGGAAACCAUACGAAAGCAGGAGAAGAAAACGAAACUCUUGUUGCAAAUCAAUGAAAAGCUCACCGGAACUUUGAAAAAGGACUGCAAUUAUAGCGACUUAGAUUCGAUCAAGGAACAAGCAAUUUGGCUUGAGGAUAGUCAGAGGUAUAAACUACCAGACCUAGUGACUCCUAGAACAAAACUUCCUCCAGCUGGGCGUUUUACGGACAUUCAAACAGCCCCAGCAAGGCUAAACAGCGAAAUCUCGCUCAGCAGGCAAAACUCAGUCGAGCAGAAAACCGGAAAAUCAGAAGCCGACGAUCUGAUUUCUAGUUACUUUCAACCGCCAACGAAGCGCGCCAAUGAACUUCUGAGCCAAUCCAGUGGGAAGAUCGACACUCAGAAAGUAGUAAACGUUUGGAGAGGUCACACUCCUUUUCCAGAUUUCGUCAAGAAAAGCAAAACUAGGUCUACUGAGAAUUUAAAAUUCGACUCCCCAAGCAGGACUUUUGUCGGGUCGAACACAAGGGGAAUGGGAGGAAAUUGGAUGACAUCGGGAGCAGGGUCGCCCUUUAAUUUGGAGAGCUUGAAAAAACCGUUUCGACUGGAGGCAUUGCCCGACAUUGGAAAAACCAACAGCAAACAAACCCUUAACACCUUGGAACUGCUCUAAAUAGUUCAACUAUUUAGACUUACGUCUGAAUCAAAACUAAAUAUAUUUUAUUACGUUCCUCAAUAUGUAUAUGUAAACUGUUAUAAAGAGUAAUUGUUACUUUACUAAGAUGUUUAUAAUAGCGGUGUGUAAAAUGUGUGAUAUUUUGUUACAAAAAGCGAAUUUUAUGAAUAAACCAGAGUUUGAAUUUUCAUAGUAGAGCUUCUACGAGAUAAUCAUCGAAAAAUAAAACUAACCGCAACUUACUAAAACAACUGUAAUAACAAUAAAUAGUCACAACAAACUUAUAUACAUUCAUCUUGCAUGCACGGAAAAACUA
Messenger RNA from Dendroctonus ponderosae (mountain pine beetle), 3277 nucleotides. Its product is annotated as osmotic avoidance abnormal protein 3. The record is from RefSeq and is a predicted model, not a curated record. Gene Ontology annotation, molecular function: microtubule motor activity; microtubule binding; ATP binding. Gene Ontology annotation, biological process: microtubule-based movement. NCBI's taxonomy places the organism in Eukaryota, Metazoa, Arthropoda, Insecta, Coleoptera, Curculionidae.